AUGGCGGCUGCUGCUCAGCAACAGGCUCUAGCCUCACUCAAAGGCUUACUUGAAUCCGGCGCAUAUUCCGACCUCACCAUUAGCUGUAACGGCGAUACCUACAAAGUCCACAAGAACAUUGUUUGUGACAAGAUUGACUUCUUCACACGGGCCAUCCGGUUUGGCGGAAAAGAAUCUCAGAAUGAUGUUGUCGAUCUCCCGGAAGACGACCCCGCCGUUGUUAGACGCUUGAUCCAGUACCUAUACGAAGCCGAAUAUACGCCGCUGCUACCAGAUGUAGACUCUACUGGAUCUACUCCGUUCACGAACAAGACAAAUCGCCCCAACCAACCUCUUCUCCACGCCAAGAUAUACGAGAUUGCAGACAAGUAUGAGGUGAAAGGUCUCAAGGAUCUGGCUCGUGAGAAGUUCAAGAGGUCCUGCGAGCAAUUCUGGGAUAAUGACGUCUUCGCGGUGGCAGCGCAUCACGUCUUCUCCACAACGCCCGACUCCGACAAGGGCUUACGCGAUCUAGUCAGCUUGACAAUUAGCAAACACAUGUGCUUGAUGGAUAAGCCGGAGAUCGAGGCUCUACUCACUGAGUUCAACGGGUUGGCGUUCGGUCUCCUCAAGUUGACAAGGAAGAGGGGUUGA
Molecule: messenger RNA, 633 nt
Organism: Alternaria viburni
Lineage: Eukaryota; Fungi; Ascomycota; Dothideomycetes; Pleosporales; Pleosporaceae
Exons: 4
Coding region: 1-633 (210 amino acids)
Molecular function (GO): protein binding
Source: RefSeq, a predicted model, not a curated record